Rotaria sp. Silwood1 is the source of this 312-nucleotide messenger RNA. Lineage: Eukaryota; Metazoa; Rotifera; Eurotatoria; Philodinida; Philodinidae. The record is from the annotation of a GenBank genome assembly.
AUGCGUGUCUUGACUGCAUUGAUAAUUUUCCUUCUGGUUCUACAAGGAAUAUUCGCUGACAAUUGUGAAUGUAGUUGUUGUACAUCAGCUAAUUGUGAACCUCAAGUAGUAGGAUCUUUUUAUACAUGGUAUUGUGACCCUCAAACAUGUGUAUCACAACAUUGUAUUGAUCGUUAUCAUGCUCAAUGUCCACCAGGUGGUGCUAAUGGAAAAAUAACAACAAGAUGUAGUGGUACUGAACGAUUACUAUCACCAUUAUUUAUUAUAAUUGGUAUUACUUCUAUUAUUUUAAUGAUUAAAAACAAGUUUUAA